Odocoileus virginianus texanus is the source of this 2082-nucleotide messenger RNA. It is a transcript of the gene FUCA1, whose product is annotated as alpha-L-fucosidase 1. Gene Ontology annotation, molecular function: alpha-L-fucosidase activity. The record is from RefSeq and is a predicted model, not a curated record. NCBI's taxonomy places the organism in Eukaryota, Metazoa, Chordata, Mammalia, Artiodactyla, Cervidae. Gene Ontology annotation, cellular component: lysosome. Gene Ontology annotation, biological process: fucose metabolic process; glycoside catabolic process.
GCGUUAAGAGGUGGGCGGCGAGGCACCGAGUCAGCUGUGCCGCACCGCGUGAUGAGGUCGCGGGUGGUGGUCGCCGAGCUGUUGCUUCUGCUGCAGCUGGUGCUGGUGCUCGGAGCGGUGAGGCUCCCGCGCUGCACCGACCCUCGGCGCUGCACUGUGCCUCCGCGCCGCUACACCCCGGACUGGCCGAGUCUGGACUCCCGGCCGCUGCCGGCCUGGUUCGAUGAAGCCAAAUUCGGGGUGUUCGUGCACUGGGGCGUGUUCUCGGUGCCUGCCUGGGGCAGCGAGUGGUUCUGGUGGCACUGGCAGGGCGAGAAGCUGCCGCAGUACGAGAGCUUCAUGAAAGAGAACUACCCGCCGGAUUUCAGCUACGCCGACUUCGGGCCAAGGUUCACGGCGCGCUUCUUCCACCCCGACAGCUGGGCUGACCUCUUCGAGGCCGCCGGGGCCAAAUAUGUGGUCCUGACGACAAAGCAUCAUGAAGGCUACACAAACUGGCCAAGCCCUGUGUCUUGGAACUGGAACUCUAAGGAUGUGGGGCCCCAUCGUGAUUUGGUUGGUGAGUUGGGAACAGCCAUCCGGAAGAGGAACAUACGCUAUGGACUGUAUCACUCACUUUUAGAAUGGUUCCAUCCUCUCUACCUACGUGAUAAGAAAAAUGGCUUCAAAACACAGUAUUUCGUCCAUGCAAAAACAAUGCCAGAGCUCUAUGACCUUGUUAACAGGUAUAAACCUGACUUGAUUUGGUCUGAUGGAGAGUGGGAAUGUCCUGAUACUUAUUGGAACUCUACAGGUUUUCUUGCUUGGCUCUACAAUGAUAGCCCAGUUAAGGAUGAGGUCGUAGUAAAUGACCGAUGGGGUCAGAACUGUUCCUGUCACCAUGGAGGAUACUACAACUGUAAAGAUAAAUUCCAGCCAGAGACCUUGCCAGAUCACAAGUGGGAGAUGUGCACCUCCAUAGACCAGCGGUCCUGGGGCUACCGUCGCGACAUGGAGAUGGCUGACAUUGCAAGCGAAUCCACAAUCAUUUCGGAACUAGUUCAGACAGUAAGUUUGGGAGGCAACUAUCUUCUCAACAUCGGACCAACCAAAGAUGGACUGAUUGUUCCCAUCUUCCAAGAAAGGCUACUUGCUGUUGGGAAGUGGCUGAGCAUCAAUGGAGAGGCUAUCUAUGCCUCCAAACCAUGGAGAGUACAAUCUGAGAAGAACUCUGUGUGGUAUACCUCUAAAGGGUUAGCUGUUUAUGCCAUUUUACUGCACUGGCCAGAAGAUGGAAUCUUAAGCCUUAUAUCCCCCAUAACUACUUCAACCACAGAGGUAACGAUGCUGGGAAUCCAAAAUGAUCUGAAGUGGUCCCCAAAUCCAGGUAAAGGUCUCCUCGUGUUCCUGCCCCAGUUACCACCCUCUGCUCUUCCAACUGAGUUUGCUUGGACCAUAAAGCUGACAGGAGUGAAGUGAUCAUUGGAGUUCAAGAAGAAAGGGACACCGCCUGCACUUUGAUUUUCCUCUUAUAUUGCCAUCAUUAUAAUAAAUGACUCUUCUCUACUCAGACAUAUCUUUUCCAACACAUUUUAAUAAAUGGAAUGGAUUACGUUACACUGAUGUCUCACAGGAUCAAAGAUCUGAGAUCCAGUGCUAGCAUCUCUCUCUCUGAUCAAUAGAAGAGACUGAACAGUUAAGCUCAUCCAUUUCUAACAUUGGGAAUUAUCUGCAAUGGAAACUUCCCUCCAUCCUCUGUUUCAUAACCUGAUUGCUUAUUCAAAUGACUUCAAGAAUAAGCCAAGUCAUCCCAUUGCCUAUGGGAGGUGCUGAAAAGGAUUUGGCAGACUCUACUAUACGCUAUUUAUUUAGCAUCAGCUGUCACCAGCUACUCCCAUCUUCCCCCAAGAGCAGGAGAGCCUAGAGGGGAAAGAAAAUGCUUCCAAGGCUGCUAAUAGUCAGCUUUUUAGAAGUUUCCAAAGCAAACUAAGAGCUCUGACAUUCAGUCUGUUUACAGGGAUUCUAUGAAGAAAAUGAAUGUGAUUCUGCCUUGAUGUAAUACAGUCAAAUAAAUUUGUAUGUCAAAUCAUUUUCUACUAAAAA